CUCGCAAGUUUUAACCCAAAACAGCCGAUACUAGGGUUUUAGAGUCCGGAGGUUUUGACAUUAGAAAGAGAGAGCAGACUCUCUCCCUCGAUCUCCCCUAAACCACUCUCAACUCUUGCUUCGUCUUCUUCUUCUUCUUCUUCAUAGUCGAAGCUUUCAACAAUGGCGGGCCUCGUUCCUCCUCCACCCACUGCUGCUCCUGAUACUCCCAAACAGAAUGAGAGAGUCGAUUACCUCAAUCUCCCUUGCCCUAUUCCCUACGACGAGAUCUCCCGCGAAGCUUACAUGUCUUUAAAGCCAGAGCUUUUCGAGGGGAUGCGAAUCGACUUUACCAAAGGUCUCAAUCAGAAGUUCUCACUCAGUCACAGUGUGACCAUGGGACCUACAGAGGUUCCUUCCCAGUCUACUGAAACUAUUAAAAUUCCCACUGCUCAGUAUGAGUUUGGUGCCAAUUUUUUGGACCCAAAGCUGAUGCUUGUCGGGAGAGUAUUGACUGAUGGGAGGCUCAAUGCGAGAGUAAAGUGUGAUUUAACCGAGAAUCUUUCUUUGAAGGCUAAUUCUCAGCUUACCAACGAGCCACACAUGUCACAUGGCAUGGCCAGUUUUGAUUACAAGGGUAAGGAUUUCCGGUCACAGUUUCAACUAGGGAAUGGUGCAUUGUUUGGUGCAAACUAUAUUCAGAGUGUAACCCCCAAUCUGUCCGUGGGUGGUGAAGUGUUUUGGGCUGGUCAGCAUCGGAAGUCUGGUAUUGGCUAUGCUGCUCGAUACAAUACAGACAAGAUGGUUGCCACAGGGCAGGUUGCUAGUACUGGAGUUGUUGCUAUGAGCUAUGUUCAGAAGGUGUCUGAUAAGGUUUCUCUAGCAUCAGAUUUCAUGUACAACUACUUAUCAAGAGACGUGACAGCUAGCUUCGGUUAUGAUUACAUUCUGCGACAGUGUCGUCUUAGAGGAAAGAUUGAUUCCAAUGGUGUAGCUGCUGCCUUUUUGGAAGAGCGACUAAAUAUGGGUCUUAAUUUUAUUCUUUCUGCAGAGAUUGAUCAUAGAAAGAAAGACUACAAAUUUGGGUUUGGAUUGACUGUUGGAGAGUAAGUGAAUUUGGAGGACCAACGCUGUUUCGUCAUUCUUGCCGGCAAGAUAAUAUCUAUUAAUUUUUGCUUCCGAGUUAAACUAUUGUCACAGGCUUCCAUCAUUUAAGCCAGUUUUAGCAGAUGUCAUUUAUUUGGAGUUCUUUUUUUUUUUUUUUUUUCAAAUACAGUUGUAGAAUGGCAUUUCAAAUAAUGCAAAUUGAGGCUUUAGCUACAGUAGUGACUGUAAUUGCUGACUCUUUAUCUUGUUGGUAUGUUGUUAUAUAUCUACAUUCAACUUGAAUUGUUCCAACAUAUACAUAUGUAAGGGGGACGUAUAAUAUUAGCAUCAUUUUCUAUUCCCUCUA
Molecule: messenger RNA, 1432 nt
Organism: Rosa rugosa (rugosa rose)
Lineage: Eukaryota; Viridiplantae; Streptophyta; Magnoliopsida; Rosales; Rosaceae
Product: mitochondrial import receptor subunit TOM40-1-like
Exons: 11
Coding region: 163-1089 (308 amino acids)
Biological process (GO): protein import into mitochondrial matrix
Cellular component (GO): mitochondrial outer membrane; mitochondrial outer membrane translocase complex
Molecular function (GO): transmembrane protein transporter activity
Source: RefSeq, a predicted model, not a curated record